AUGGGGCUUCCACUCAUCAAUAAGAUCAAAGCCGCAAUCUUUCCUCAUCAAUUCUUGCUACAAUCUGAGCGGGAUGAUGGACAAGUGGGUAUCCUCAAAAGGGAUCAGGUGACGGCACGCCAAUGCCUCAUCAACACCUUAAAGCGAGGAGCUUCCAUCACCCCCUCCAAAAGAGAAAGGGAAGAAGAGUCCCCGAUUGUCAUGAGCGUGUAUCUAGAGAACCCUAACACGCACGAAAGGCCUCACCCCAUAGAGCGAUACGAGGUAGACAUGUUCGAAGGAAAACGCAUCAACAUAGGGAAAGAUCUUCCUGGCCCGGUCAAACAGCAUAUCAUGGCCACCCUCGCCGAGUUCCGCGACGUCUUUGCUUUAUGCCUGGCAUCCCUACAAGAUUCAUCAGAGAAUGAAAAUACUCCGAUUGGCUCUCCAACGUUGUUCUCGUCAAGAAACCAAAUGGAAAGUGGAGGAUGUGUUGAUUUUACGGAUCUAAACAAGGCAUGCCCCAAGGACGAUUAUCCUCUCCCCAAGAUAGAUCAUUUGGUGGAUUCCACGACAGGCCACGGCCUACUGAGUUUCAUGGAUGCUAACGCAGGUUACCAUCAAAUCCCGUUAGCCCUUGAAGAUCAGACGCACACAGCAUUCAUUACAAACACCGGCGUGUAA
This is a messenger RNA of Amaranthus tricolor (Joseph's coat), 663 nucleotides long. RefSeq lists its product as uncharacterized. The record is from RefSeq and is a predicted model, not a curated record. The coding region runs from base 1 to 663 and encodes 220 amino acids. The transcript has 2 exons. Lineage: Eukaryota; Viridiplantae; Streptophyta; Magnoliopsida; Caryophyllales; Amaranthaceae.